AUGCCGCGUAAAAGACUGAUAUUGUUGGUGUCGCUACUAGCGCUUGUCAAAUUGUCACAAGAAUACGGUUCCGGAGCGCCGCCGUUGGCAUGCCUAGAUCAGUUCCCACGUCACAGCGACAUUCCCGCUCAAACAUCAGCUCCUCCGUACUCCAUUUUCACGUCACCCCAAGUGCGACAGGGUGACACCCUCAAUGUUACUAUCGGCAGUCCAUUUGGUGCACCCACACCCAUCGGUGGAUUCAUCCUACAAGCUAGGAGUAUACAGGAUCAAGACAAAAUAGUUGGCAAGUUCGUUCAAGUACCUGCUGGUAUUGCGAAGAUAAGUUCAUGUCGAGGUGACAAUGACACAGUUACACAUACAUCCCCAGAAGAUAAACCACCUCUCAGCUUUAUGUGGAGCGCUCCUACUGACUUCCUUGGCGGGAUUGAGUUCAGAGCGACAGUAGCACAAAGUUACGCAACAUUUUGGACGAACGUUGAAUCUUCAUUAGUUGAGGUAGUGACUCCCGAUACAAUCAUCACGACACCUUCAACAGUCGCUAGUACAAGCACAACACAAUCUACGCCGAUUAUUAUGCAGAAUACGGAAAAAACCACUCAAGCGCCCCUUGAUCCUAUAUAUCAGGGUUGUGCAGACACAAAAUUGUGUUUCGGGAUUCCCAACAAUUGUAUUUCAUCAGGGAAUUGCAAAGCUAUACUUGCUAUUUACGUAGCUGGCGAUAUUUAUACAUUCGAAAUACAAGGCACUGACAACCCUAAAUAUGUUUCCGCGGGGUUGAGUACGAAUAACAAAAUGGGUGACGAUAGUGCCAUGGAAUGUGUCAGAAAUGAUAAUGGAAGAAUUAGUUUAUUUACGUCUUGGACUUAUCCGAAAGAGGAGCCUUAUGUUAGAAGAUCAGAAUCUCCGCAGAAUAUAGUACAGUUGCUAGAAUCUUCGAUCAUAGAUGGAAAAUUGUAUUGCAAGUUUACGAGAGACGCCGUAUCAACUGUAAAAGGACAGACAUUCGAUUUGAUCAAUGAACAAUACUAUUUGAUGGUUUUAUCCGGUAGUUCAAUGAUGGAUGCAGACCGCGUCGGUUUCCACGACUUGGCCUAUGAAGCGUCAGGCGCACCGUCCUCUCUCGCCACAGUGGGCGCGGCGGCGCCUGCCUCUAGGUUACUCAUUAAACUACACGGAAGUUUCAUGAUAGCUGCUUGGAUGGGAGCUACUUCGUUGGGAAUAUUAUUGGCUAGAUAUUACAAAAAGACGUGGGUAGGAAAAACCCUUGGUGGAAAAGAUGUAUGGUUCGGCUCUCACAGAAUACUGAUGGUGUUAACGUGGAUAUUGACGAUAGUCGCGUGCGUGUUAAUAGUUUUGGAGGCUGGAGGCAUAAGGAUUGAUAGCAUACACGCAAUCACGGGAAUAAUUACUGUAGUAUUAUGCUUCAUACAACCCAUUGGUGCGUAUUUCCGACCUCACCCGGGAACGAAGCGGCGGGCUCUCUUCAAUUGGGUUCACUGGCUACUUGGAAACGCGGCUCAUAUACUUGGAAUCGCCAGUAUCUUCCUAUCCGUGUACCUUGUGAAAGCCGAUUUGCCAUCUUGGGCCGUCUUCAUAAUGGCUGCAUACGUUAUAUUCCAUGUCAUAACACACGUCGUUCUAUCGCUCACGGUUUGUGUUUCCGAGGGUCGAAUAAGCAACGGACGCGUGAAUUCAUUCCCAAUGAAGGAUAUGAUGGGUCAAAGACAAGUCACCAGUGUUGAUAGAAGCGACGACGCACCGUUCUCAACGUUCAGAAAAAACAUACUGGGAAUUUACGCGCCGAUAAUUUUACUUUUCACAGUCGCAAUGAUAGCUCUUGUUUCGUUGGCGCCAAUCGCCGGUUUAACUGGCAUGGUUGGAAAUUAA
This is a messenger RNA of Danaus chrysippus (African queen), 1890 nucleotides long. NCBI's taxonomy places the organism in Eukaryota, Metazoa, Arthropoda, Insecta, Lepidoptera, Nymphalidae. The record is from the annotation of a GenBank genome assembly.